Amphiprion ocellaris (clown anemonefish) is the source of this 1517-nucleotide messenger RNA. RefSeq names its product proteasome 26S subunit, ATPase 2 (gene psmc2). Gene Ontology annotation, molecular function: ATP hydrolysis activity; ATP binding; proteasome-activating activity. The transcript has 12 exons. NCBI's taxonomy places the organism in Eukaryota, Metazoa, Chordata, Actinopteri, Pomacentridae. The coding region runs from base 106 to 1407 and encodes 433 amino acids. The record is from RefSeq and is a predicted model, not a curated record. Gene Ontology annotation, biological process: proteasome-mediated ubiquitin-dependent protein catabolic process. Gene Ontology annotation, cellular component: proteasome regulatory particle, base subcomplex.
GUGGCGCAUAGCGGCGGAAGUCCAAAGCUGCUGUGUAAUUGUUCAGUUUAGUCGCCCAAGCAGCGCACUUUCUCAGAUACACGGCGGUUUGUUCUCACCUUAAAUAUGCCGGACUAUUUAGGAGACGACCAAAGGAAGAUCAAAGAGGAGGAAAAGGAAGACUCCCCUAUCAGAGCUCUGGAUGAAGGGGACAUCGCUCUGCUCAAAACAUAUGGUCAAAGCACCUACUCUAGACAGAUCAAACAAGUGGAAGAUGACAUUCAGCAGCUGCUCAAAAAGAUCAACGAGCUGACAGGCAUUAAGGAGUCGGACACCGGCCUGGCUCCACCGGCUCUCUGGGAUCUGGCUGCUGACAAACAGACUCUGCAGAGCGAACAGCCGUUGCAAGUGGCAAGAUGCACGAAGAUCAUCAAUGCAGACUCUGAGGAUCCCAAAUAUAUCAUCAACGUCAAACAGUUUGCCAAGUUUGUGGUGGAUCUCAGCGACCAGGUGGCUCCAACCGACAUUGAGGAGGGCAUGAGAGUUGGAGUUGACCGGAACAAGUAUCAGAUCCACAUCCCUCUGCCUCCUAAGAUCGACCCCACCGUCACCAUGAUGCAGGUGGAGGAGAAACCUGAUGUGACCUACAGUGAUGUUGGUGGAUGUAAGGAACAAAUUGAGAAGCUGAGAGAAGUGGUUGAGACUCCACUGCUCCAUCCUGAGAGGUUUGUCAACCUGGGUAUCGAGCCUCCUAAAGGUGUGCUGCUGUUCGGGCCCCCCGGUACUGGAAAGACCCUGUGUGCUCGAGCCGUGGCUAACCGAACGGACGCCUGCUUCAUCAGAGUCAUCGGCUCUGAGCUGGUGCAGAAAUAUGUGGGAGAGGGGGCCAGGAUGGUGCGUGAGCUGUUUGAGAUGGCCAGGACUAAGAAGGCGUGUCUGAUCUUCUUUGAUGAAAUUGAUGCUAUUGGCGGUGCUCGUUUCGAUGACGGAGCUGGUGGAGACAACGAGGUCCAGAGAACGAUGCUGGAGCUCAUCAACCAGCUGGAUGGCUUCGACCCUCGUGGCAACAUCAAGGUGCUGAUGGCCACCAACAGACCCGACACACUGGACCCGGCCCUGAUGAGACCUGGACGUCUGGACAGGAAGAUCGAGUUCAGCCUGCCUGACCUGGAGGGUCGAACCCACAUCUUUAAGAUCCACGCCCGCUCUAUGAGUGUGGAGAGAGACAUUCGCUUUGAGCUGCUGGCUCGCCUCUGUCCCAACAGCACCGGUGCUGAGAUCCGCAGUGUGUGCACAGAGGCUGGUAUGUUUGCCAUCAGGGCUCGCAGGAAGAUCGCCACAGAGAAGGACUUCCUUGAGGCUGUUAACAAGGUCAUCAAGUCCUACGCCAAGUUCAGCGCCACCCCCAGAUACAUGACCUACAACUGAGAGUGUGUGUGUUUCUGAUUUUUGCUUUUCACUGUCAAGAAAAGAACAGUCACAAAUAUUGUCCUUUUUGUUGUCAUUCUUGUACACUUCAAAAUAAAGUUUAUUCCAGA